UCAGACGCGCCAGUGGCUUCAUGGAGUUACGCACCUCUGACGCGCCGCCAUGGAUUGCAAGUCGCGAUCGCUGCUUUUCUUCUCACCUCUUUUGCUGACUCUUGCGCUUCCGGUCUCUACCGUCUUCUACCCCCCGAAUGAAGUCAACCUGUUAGAUUCCAAAGCCAGCCAGGGGGAGUUGGGAUGGAUUUCCUACCCUUCACAUGGGUGGGAGGAGAUCAGUGGGGUGGAUGAGCAUUACACGCCCAUCCGGACUUUCCAGGUGUGCAACGUGAUGGAGUACAGUCAGAACAACUGGCUCCGCACCAACUGGAUCCCCCGUCAGUCGGCCCAGAAGAUCUACGUGGAGCUGAAAUUCACUCUGAGGGACUGCAACUCCAUCCCCUUGGUCCUGGGCACGUGCAAGGAGACCUUCAACCUUCUUUACCAGGAGACCGACGACGACCAAGGCACUCACUUCCGGGAACACCUGUUCACCAAGAUCGACACCAUCGCCGCGGACGAGAGUUUCACCCAGAUGGACCUGGGCGACCGCAUCCUGAAACUGAACACCGAGGUGCGCGAGGUGGGCCCCAUGACCAAGAAGGGCUUCUACCUGGCUUUCCAGGACGUGGGCGCCUGCGUAGCUUUAGUCUCGGUGAGGGUUUACUUCAAAAAGUGCCCGAACACGGUGAAGAACCUCGCCUCCUUUCCUGACACCGUGCCCGUGGACUCUCAGUCGUUGGUGGAAGUCAAAGGUUCCUGUGUCAAUCACUCCAAGGAGGAGGAGCCGCCGCGGAUGUACUGCAGCACGGACGGGGAGUGGCUGGUGCCGAUUGGAAAGUGCCUGUGCAACCCGGGCUAUGAAGAACGAAGCAACACCUGUCAAAUGUGCAGGGCGGGCUUCUACAAAUCCACAGUGGGAAACGCGGAGUGUUCCAAGUGUCCGCCUCACAGCUACGCUCACCACGAGGGAUCCUUGCAUUGCGGCUGUGAGAAGAACUACUUCCGAGCCGAGGGGGACCCGGCCGCCAUGGCCUGCACUCGUCCUCCCUCGGCCCCUCGGAACGUCAUCUCCUCCAUCAACGAGACCUCGGUCAUCCUGGACUGGAGCUGGCCGGAGGACACGGGCGGCCGCAGGGACCUCACCUUCACCGUCCUCUGCAAGCGAUGCCGCGCCGGCACGGCGGACGCCGGCGGGGGCGGUCCGCACUGCGAGCCCUGCAGGGGCAACGUGCGCUUCCUGCCGAGGGCGGCGGGCCUGCAGAACACCACCGUGACGGUGGCGGACCUCCUGGCUCACACCAACUACACCUUCGAGAUCGAGGCGCAGAACGGCGUCUCGCCGCUGGCGCCCAAGAUGAGGCAGUACGCCGCCGUCACCAUCACCACCAAUCAGGCCGCUCCCUCUCCAGUGAUAGUCAUCAAGAAGGAGAAGACAUCACGGAAUAGUGUUUCCUUGUCUUGGCUGGAGCCGGAGAGACCCAACGGUAUCAUCCUGGACUAUGAGAUCAAAUACUAUGAAAAGGUAAGGAGGUAGCGCUUUUUGUACUUGUUUGUUUUGGAAUGAUGGUUUAUUAGUUAUUAGUGGGUUCACAGUGUGGUGCAUAUUUGUAACAGUGUUAAAGUUUUUUAUACAUCUACCCUCAGUGUGACCUGUAUGGCUGUUGACCAAGUAUGCCUUGGUAGAUAUGAUGUGAUUGGGCCGGCACGCAAAGGCAGUGCAUUUAAGGCACGCCCCCAAUAUUGUUGUCCAUCCAUCCAUUUUCUACCGCUUAUUCCCUUCGGGGUCGCGGGGGGCGCUGGAGCCUAUCUCAGCUACAAUUGGGCGGAAGGCGGGGUACACCCUGGACAAGUCGCCACCUCAUCGCAGGCCCAAUAUUGUUGUCCGGGUGGAAAUCGGGAAAAAUUCGGGAGAAUGGUUGCCCCGGGAGAUUUUCAGGAGGGGCACUGGAAUUCAGGAGUCUCCCGGGAAAAUAAGGGAGAGUUGGCAAGUGUGACUGGGGGAUGCAAAUUACAUUUUAAGGCAUUUAUCAUUUUAAAAAAAUAAAAGAUAAAAAAAAUAAAAAAUUACAAAAAAAAUUUCA
Molecule: messenger RNA, 2066 nt
Organism: Entelurus aequoreus (snake pipefish)
Lineage: Eukaryota; Metazoa; Chordata; Actinopteri; Syngnathiformes; Syngnathidae
Product: ephrin type-A receptor 3-like
Exons: 6
Coding region: 50-1519 (489 amino acids)
Biological process (GO): cell surface receptor protein tyrosine kinase signaling pathway; axon guidance; protein phosphorylation
Cellular component (GO): membrane; neuron projection
Molecular function (GO): ATP binding; protein binding; transmembrane-ephrin receptor activity
Source: RefSeq, a predicted model, not a curated record